UAUGUUCAUGUAGCCAAAAACCUUGCACAUAACUAUCACUCACUCACUAUUGCCAACCAUCUAUAAAACCACUCUGUUACAUUACACUUCCACAAACCAAACUCACAGCAAUAAAAUCUUAAACCUAUCAUUUGCAUUUUUCCAAAAUCAGAAAACUAUCUAGUUUCUUCCAAAUUCAAUCACAAACAAGAAGAUGAAGCAAAUCAUCUUCUUCACGCUCUUGGUACUUUUUGCUCAAAUCUUUUUUACCACUUCUUCAGCUCAAUCACCUGCUGCAGCACCUAAAGCAGCAGCGAAACCUGCCCCUGCCACGCCAGCUCCAGCAACAGCACCGGCAAAACCAUUAGUCCCCUCAUUGCCUCAACCACCCUCAUCCGAUUCAUCUUCCGGCCAAGACAUCAUUAAAAUCCUAAGAAAAGCUAAAUCAUUCAACACACUAAUCCGCUUGCUCAAAACCACACAAAUCAUCAACCAAAUUAACUCACAGCUGGUGACAACAAAAAACGGUGGUUUAACCAUCCUCGCACCAGAUGAUGGUGCCUUUUCCCAGCUCAAAGCCGGAUACUUCAAUUCCCUCGGUGAACACCAACAGAAAGAACUGAUACAGUUUCAUGUUCUUCCUGUUUACGUCUCAAGCUCAAAUUUUGAUUCGCUUAGCAACCCUGUGCUGACACUUGCCAGUGAUAGCCCUUCUGGUUAUCAUAUGAAUGUGACUGCAUAUGGAAACAAUGUGAAUAUAUCAACUGGGCCUGUUAAUGCUACACUCACAGGGAUUGUGUAUUCUGAUAAGACACUUGCUAUAUAUCAUGUUGAUAAGGUGCUUAUUCCUUUGGACUUCUCUAAGCCUAAGGCUCUAGCUCCCGCUCCUUCUACGGCGAAGGCACCUAAAGCUGAUAAGGAUAGUUCAUCUGAAGAUGGUGAUCAGGGUGAGACAACUAAGGCUACUUCUGGUGCCAACAAUUUGAUUAGCCAUCAAGGAACAAUGUUUGUGUCUCUUUUUGUUGGUUUAGUUGCAGCUAUAACUAUCUCCAUUUGAUGAAGACCAACACAUUUGAAGGCUGUUAUAUUUUUUUGAAUUUUUCUUGUGCUCUUUCUUUCUUGGUUAUGUUUUGUAUUGUCAUGGGAUGGGAUGGGAAGUGUGUUGUUUGAGAGCUUGUGAAGUGUGAACACAUUCCUGAUUUUAUUCAUGUAAAAGCAAAAAAACAUAUUGUUUUGGUGAAAGAAAGUUUACUUUACAAACUAUAAUCUUCUUAA
Molecule: messenger RNA, 1254 nt
Organism: Medicago truncatula (barrel medic)
Lineage: Eukaryota; Viridiplantae; Streptophyta; Magnoliopsida; Fabales; Fabaceae
Product: fasciclin-like arabinogalactan protein 12
Exons: 1
Coding region: 194-1036 (280 amino acids)
Biological process (GO): plant-type secondary cell wall biogenesis
Cellular component (GO): plasma membrane
Source: RefSeq, a predicted model, not a curated record